Messenger RNA from Fundulus heteroclitus (mummichog), 2329 nucleotides. Its product is annotated as major histocompatibility complex class I-related gene protein. The transcript is spliced from 12 exons. The record is from RefSeq and is a predicted model, not a curated record. Bases 178 to 1431 code for a protein of 417 amino acids. Gene Ontology annotation, biological process: immune response. NCBI's taxonomy places the organism in Eukaryota, Metazoa, Chordata, Actinopteri, Cyprinodontiformes, Fundulidae. Gene Ontology annotation, cellular component: external side of plasma membrane.
UAUAGUUACAGAGAGGUGUCUGUUUUGUAGAAGAAAUUAUCCGCAGAUGAGUUAUUGAUCCGGAAAAGCCGAAUCUGUGAAUAUUUUUCUAACUUUACUGAAGUUCUCUGUAGCUGAAGAUCGGUCCUGUUGACGAACACCCUCCUACGAAGUUGGAGGGUGUUUUGAAGGACCAAAAUGUCACAAUUUAUCUUUUUGCUUUUAAUGGGAAUACACAGCACUGCUGCUGUGACCCACUCCAUGAAGUAUUUCUACACGGCAUCGUCUCAAGUCCAAAACUUCCCAGAGUUUGUGGCCGUUGGCUUGGUUGAUGAUGUUCAGAUGGUUUACUUUGACAGCAUCACCAAGAAACCAGAACCCACACAGGACUGGAUAAAGGAGAACACUGAUCAGGACUACUGGGAUGGAGAGACCAAUUUAUAUUUAGGUCACAUGGAAAACUUCAAACACAAUAUAGAAGUUGCAAAGCAGCGCUUCAACCAAACUGGAGGUGUCCACAUUUUCCAGCAAAUGUACGGGUGUGAGUGGGAUGAUGAGACUGAAGAGGUUACUGGCUAUUUCCAGUACGGCUAUGAUGGGGAAGACUUCCUAACAUUGAGCAUAAAGGAAGACACAUGGAUUGCUGCAAAACAACAGGCUGUAAUUACUAAAAACAAAUGGAACAAUGACAGACAUAUGCUGGCCUCUGACAACAACUACUUCACCCACAUUUGUCCUGAAUGGCUGGAGAAGUAUGUGAACUAUGGGAGGAGAUCUCUGAUGAGAACAGAUCUUCCAUCAGUCUCCUUCCUCAAGAAGUCUUGCUGCUCUCCAGUCAGCUGCCACGCUACAGGUUUCUACCCCAACAGAGCAGAGAUGUUCUGGAGGAAAGAUGGAGAGGAGAUUCAUGAUGGUGUGGUCAAAGGAGAGAUCCUCCCUAACAAUGAUGGGACCUUCCAGAUGAGCGUUGACAUCCAUCUGUCAUCUGUUGCAUCUGAAGACUGGAACAAGUAUGAAUGUGUGUUUCAGCUCUCUGGAGUCAAAGAAGAUAUCGUCCAUAGACUGGAGAAAACAGGAACCAGGAGCAAUGAACCAAAUAUGAUAAUCAUCCCUGUUGUUGGUGGUGUCAUUAGCGGGCUCCUUUGUUUCAUUGGUGUGAUUGGAGUCCUCCAUUACAAGAGCAAGAAUGGGUGUAAAGAAGUAGUCUCAAAUAUGACGAUCAUCCAUGGUUUUGUUUCGGCGGUGCUUGUUCUAUCCGGUGUCAUUGGUUGCAUCGUUUACAAAAAGAACGGGCUUAAACUUCCAUUCUUAGCUCUCUUGAUGAUCAUCCUUGGUGUUGUUGGUCUGGCUGUUGGUGGUGUGGUUGGAUUCAUCCUUAACAAGGAGAUGAAUGCCAAACGUCCACCUUCUCCUGAACCCUCAAAGGAAACCAAGUUUCUUUCAGAAGCCUGAAAAAACAGGAACAGACGAACACAAAGAUCUUUCUUCCAAUGAUCCAAAGAAUUUAUGGUGAUGGAAGAUACACACUGAGAUAACGUCAUUCACCCAUCAAGGCUACGCUAAGCUUUGUUCCAAAGCUCGGUACUUCUGUGAGUCGUCCACCAUUGAUAGACAGAUGCUCAGGAUGGACAUCGGCCCAAAGUUGAUGCUGCGUCAGAGUUAAAAUCACUGUAAGGCCUCGUCUUCACUGGUGGAUUAAGGUUUGCAAACGGACAACGUUCCUGAUUGAAGCUAACCUGGACAGAAGACGUCUGACGCGUUGCUGAUUAACAAUUCAGAACUAAAUCAGACAUGAUGACUUGAACAGACCCUGAAUUUGACAUGUUCACUAAAUUCAUAUGUUUCCCUUAAGACUUAUACUCAGCCUAAAUUUAAACAUACUUGGUGAAACAAAAGUAUUACAAUAAUGGUUUUGUAAUAGCUUAAAUAUUUUGUCCUUGCAUUUUACCUUGAACCUAGUCUUGUGAAAAGGAACUUUCCUCUGAUAAAGAUUUGGACUCUGCUGAAGAAAAUCCUGGAAAAGAACCUGAACUGGUUUCUGGUUCUCACACAAGGAACCUUCAGAGAGGACUCUAAAGGUAGAUCGAGGUGUUUUAAAAAUGUAUGAAUCCUGGAAACACCGUGAGAGGAAUGAAAAGGAUUUUAUUUAAAAGAAGAUCUAGUUAGUCAAACUCUUUAAAAACUCCAGACAUUUAGAAAAAUACAUGUCUGUACCUCCUGGUGUGUAAACAUCAAAAGGCAGUAUUCUCCAAAAGCUGAAAGGGAAAAGGAUGCAAGUGAUCUUAAACCGCUUGAUCUUUAGGUAAACUAUUAUUGAAAGUGUUCUUUGUACAUAUUUAUAUGCAAUGUU